AUGUCCGACCGCGACCCAAUCGCGGCCGUCUCCCUCGUUUCUCUCUCCAGGUCAGGAUCUCGUCCCUCUCUGCCCUCUUCCUCCAGGCGUACCGGCAAAGAACAACGAGAGGAAUAUUGUCGUUCCAGACCUGAUCUCUUUCUCUUAUUACCCCUCGAGCUAUCCUGUCGAGCAUGUAUCACAUCUCGUUAUCAAUGUUACGUCGACAUACCUCCUCCUCAAACUGGCGACUCUCCCCUGCCUCCUCCCCAAACGUCCGACUCUCUCGACCCACCACCAGCCAAGAAAUGUUCCAAAGCCCGAACCGGAAUAGGCACAGUCAAGAGGGGAAGACCUUACGGUACCACAGCGUGUAAGCUAUGCGGUGGAAUGCCUUGUUCUAUAUCCAAGGAAUAUAAGGAUUCACCUCAGGUUUGGUGGGGUAUCGUCAGGAUGUUGGUGCAACGGAGAUCGGGCGGGCAACAAGAUGCGGCUGGUGGUGGUGGCGGUGGUGGUGGCGGUGGUGGUGAGGGAAUCGGACAACGUCAUGGAGAACGAGAAGGAGAACAGUCAGGGGUGAUAGAGGUUGGAGGUAAAAGGAAGAGACCGUCAUCAUCAUCAUCAUCAUCACCACCGACAUGUCCACCAUCUCCACCUGAACCAUCCGCCCCGGCCACCGCUCCACCUCUUCCACACCCCUCGCCCUCGCCCUCUCACGUCGACCUCUUCCAACCCCGCUCACCCUCACCCUCACCCACUGCUUCCCUCGAUCUCUGCCAAACACCCGACCCGACGUCCACCUCGUCCCCACACGAACCAACGAAAUGGACAUACUCGUUCCCUUCACACACCACCGACCAAUAUACCGUCUCCGUCUCCCCCUCCCCCUCACCCCAUCCCGGCAACAUCCUCACCCUCCAAUUCCUCUCGCUAAACAUAAGACGAGUCCCUUUUUUCAUUCGAAGAGUCAGUGUGAUUGACCCUAAAAUUAUCGCUUCCCUCGGUCUGGCCCAGUACCCUAGCGAUGAAAUGUCUAAAGGUAGACAUAAGAAGAAGAAACGUCCGGUGGUUUCCAUUCCUGAAUUCAUCUUUGAAGCACGAAUCCCGUGCAAGUCAUGUGCUCGACAAUCAAAACGAUGCAUCUAUACAGAUAUCGACUGGGAGAUUCAUCAUGAUACCGAUAACGAGGAACAUGAUGAUAAAGAUACCGAGGAACGACAUGCAUCUGGAGGAGAGUUGAAAGAUUUCAAAUGUCGUCAUUGUUCUUUCAAAGGUUUGGAAUAUCAUCCUUUUCGUCCUAGGAUGAGUGGGACACUCGUAUCCGUUGAGCCGGUGUUGGAUCGUGCUCCUACCCCUUUGAGUGUCAGUGGUCGGACGAGGGAGCUAGGUCAAGAAAGGACAAGGGGAAGGAUGGAGGAGGUAGGAAAAGGAAAAGGAAGGAUUGCUUUAGGCAAAGUGAGGGAGAUGGAGGGUCAUGGAACGUGUGGUGGUGACCUGGGAGAGGUGAGGAGGGGUUCAGGGAUCGUUCCAGUGUCAAUGGCAAGUCCACAUCCCAACCAUUUUCUACACUCACCUCAAUAUACCCCGUCCACACCAUCCUCGUUUCCAAAGGAGUAG
Molecule: messenger RNA, 1596 nt
Organism: Tremella mesenterica DSM 1558
Lineage: Eukaryota; Fungi; Basidiomycota; Tremellomycetes; Tremellales; Tremellaceae
Exons: 4
Coding region: 1-1596 (531 amino acids)
Source: RefSeq, a predicted model, not a curated record